UUCAGCAAAAUCACUCUUUUUGUUGCUUUUCCAAAUUGCACUGUCACGCCACAACUAAAAAAUAGAAUCAAGUUGAAUAUGAAUAUUAUAAUAGGAAACUUUUACAAGAUCACUGAUAUUUAUCUCUCAUACUUUAGUUUAAUGCUUUAAUUAGACCCACAGCCCACAAUUCAUUUAUUAUUAUUCUCUGCACCACCAAAGCUUUAGGGUGAUGUCUGUACUUUGCGUUUCUCUUUCACCAACAGCCCCAAAAGACCUGGCAUAUACGUACAUAUAUAUAUAGAGACAGAGGCAGUCUCAGUAUUUUUUGACACCAAGGAGAGAAAGGGCCUUUCGAGUUUCAACAUAUACAAAAUAAAUACCAGCAUGCUUACGUUCUUUGUCACAACUGCUUGAUUUUUCUCCUUCACUUCACAGAAUGUCUACUUCAGAGACUUGCCAUGAUGACUUGUCAGUCUCCAGCGGCUCUUCCUGCGAGAUUGGCGAACACUUAGACUCAGAUUCUUCGUCUGAGGUGGACUUGGAGAGUGGGGUUUUGUUGGAGAAGCUGCAUUUAGAUGAUAAGUCAGUGAGAGAUUGUAGAAUUUGCCAUUUGGGUUUUGACAGUAAUUCUCAGGAGUUAAGGCCUCCCAUUGAGCUGGGUUGUUCUUGUAAAGGUGAUUUGGGUUCUGCUCACAAACAAUGUGCUGAGACUUGGUUUAAGAUCAAGGGUAACAUGAUCUGUGAGAUUUGUGGCUCCACCGCAUUAAAUGUUGCUGGUGAGCAAAUAAAUCGGUCAAAUGGUGUUGCUGCUACAGCCUCAUCAGCAUCGGCAGCACCUAUGAUCCUUGUGGAAAGUCGAAACUUCUGGCAGGGCCACCGCAUAUUGAACUUCUUACUUCCCUGCAUGGUGUUUGCCUUUGUUAUAUCUUGGCUCUUUCACUUUAAAGUCCUGUCAUGAUUGUUUAGAGUGAAACUGUGGGGAUAAGAUGUAACUCCCAUUUGUAGUGGUGUUCAUAUUUGGUCUCUGUUUGUAUCCAUCCUUAAACACCUUCUUGCUCUGUGUUGUAUGUUAUAACACAUAAUGGGAAAAGCUUCUUUGCUUAUAAA
Mangifera indica (mango) is the source of this 1089-nucleotide messenger RNA. Its product is annotated as E3 ubiquitin-protein ligase MARCHF2-like. Bases 419 to 940 code for a protein of 173 amino acids. The transcript is spliced from 2 exons. Gene Ontology annotation, molecular function: zinc ion binding. The record is from RefSeq and is a predicted model, not a curated record. Lineage: Eukaryota; Viridiplantae; Streptophyta; Magnoliopsida; Sapindales; Anacardiaceae.